Molecule: messenger RNA, 1353 nt
Organism: Anolis sagrei ordinatus
Lineage: Eukaryota; Metazoa; Chordata; Lepidosauria; Squamata; Anolidae
Gene: QPRT
Product: quinolinate phosphoribosyltransferase
Biological process (GO): quinolinate catabolic process; NAD+ biosynthetic process
Cellular component (GO): cytoplasm
Molecular function (GO): nicotinate-nucleotide diphosphorylase (carboxylating) activity
Source: RefSeq, a predicted model, not a curated record
GUCUGUUUCUUCAUUUCUGUGAGAGAUAGGAAUCUGCAAGGCUUGCGAAGUAAAGUUUACAUUCGGUUUGAGCUGCAGCUGUGACUUGUGGGGGAGAAAGGCCAUUUCUGCAAGUAAACAGGAAUGCAGGAAAUGUGUCUCGUGCAACCAGUUGUGCAAGAGGAAGAAGUUGCAGAGAGACAUCGUGGAGCCUGGCUCUUUGGUCUUCAUGGCCUCCCACCCAAACCUUUCACACCUCCUCCCUGCCGCUCGCUUGCGCCAGCUGGCCAAGGACUGGUUGCAGGAAGAUGCUCCCAGUUUUGACUAUGGUGGUUAUGCUGUGGGUAACAGGCCAGAAUGUGCUGUGCUCCUCUGCAAGUCCCCGGGAGUCUUGGCUGGCUUUCCAUUCUUCGAGGCCGUCUUUGCCGAAGUGGGCUGCUCCGUAGAGUGGCUCCAGUCGGAAGGGGUUUGGGUGGAACCCAUUACACGGGUGGCCGAAGUCCGUGGGCAAGCGAAAGACAUCCUGCUGGGCGAAAGGGUGGCUCUGAACUGUUUGGGCCGAUGCAGUGGUGUGGCCACAUUGGCAACCAAAGCCUGCCGGGCAGCACGAGAAGUUGGAUGGCAUGGAGAGGUGGCGGGGACAAGGAAGACCAUACCUGGGUUUCGUCUUGCGGAGAAAUAUGCCCUUCUGGUUGGAGGAGCUUCCUGCCACCGUUACGAUCUGGGGAGCCUCAUCAUGUUGAAGGACAACCACGUAUGGGCAUCCGGAAGUAUCACCCAGGCUGUUCAUAAUGCCCGGCGUGUCGGAGGUUUUGCCCUGAAGGUAGAAGUUGAGUGUCGCUCAUUGGAGGAGGCUCUUGAAGCAGCAGAAUGUGGCUCUGAUAUUAUCAUGUUGGACAAUUUUACCAUUCAGGAUUUGCACCCUACAGCCAAAACACUGAAGGCUUCCUUCCCUCAUGUCACAAUCGAAGCCAGUGGAGGAAUCACCGAGGAGAACAUAACUCAGUUUGUGGGGCCCAAUAUUGACGUGGUAUCCCUUGGAUGCCUCACGCAGUCUGCCAAAGUGGUAGAUUUCUCCCUCAAGAUCAGCCGCGAACCAGUCCCUAAGCUACCUCUACGCAAUUUUGUCUUCUGAACCUGCAAGAUGGCAGGAUUUAGUAAAUUUUAAGAGGGAGGUAGUAGGUGAACUGUGUUGGGGAAGGGUUGGUGGUGGAUUGUAUCUUUGGUGUUUGGGGUUUUCCAUUUAUCAAACUGUGUACGGUUUGAACAUCCAUUAUAUGGAAUCCUGAAAUCCAAAAUUGCCCACUGUGUUCAUUGUACACAAACUUCUUUUUGUGCACAUUUUUUUAAAAAAUUAUAUAAAUUUAUCUUCAA